AUGCCAAUAGCUAAUUUCCUGGAAGAACCGCCCCACCUUCAAGGUUUUUAUUGUCUUCAUCAUGAAUCCCGUCACGAUUUCACCCCUUGGGGUGUAGACUCACAAGGGAGCACUCAUCAGACGAAAACUUACGAAUUAAAACGUGCUUAG
Danaus chrysippus (African queen) is the source of this 150-nucleotide messenger RNA. NCBI's taxonomy places the organism in Eukaryota, Metazoa, Arthropoda, Insecta, Lepidoptera, Nymphalidae. The record is from the annotation of a GenBank genome assembly.